Molecule: messenger RNA, 9142 nt
Organism: Ctenopharyngodon idella (grass carp)
Lineage: Eukaryota; Metazoa; Chordata; Actinopteri; Cypriniformes; Xenocyprididae
Gene: her13
Product: hairy-related 13
Exons: 4
Coding region: 6076-6750 (224 amino acids)
Biological process (GO): anterior/posterior pattern specification; regulation of transcription by RNA polymerase II; regulation of neurogenesis
Cellular component (GO): nucleus
Molecular function (GO): RNA polymerase II cis-regulatory region sequence-specific DNA binding; protein dimerization activity; DNA-binding transcription factor activity, RNA polymerase II-specific
Source: RefSeq, a predicted model, not a curated record
GCACCUGACUUAAGUUAAACCGGAUAUCCCAGACACCUAUGAAUUUAUACUCUACUAAGCGUACUUCAAUACCUGUUCGAGUCAGCCGACAUCUCGGCCUGUUUGAGCACUAUCACCUGGUAAUAAGCUCUUUAGUGCUCCUCAACAAAACACUAUCACUUGAGUAUAGAAGUAAAAUCUCUAGUGCCUAGUCUGCUGCGCAGCCUAAAAACCAAACAGACACAGAAAGGCAGAAAGGCUCCUAAAUUUUUAAACUCACUCAAUGAAUAUGCUUCACUUAAUGAAUAUACCUUAGAAUAUGCUUUAAUCACGGCCGGAGGACCUCGUAUCAAUCACAGAGAAUCCCACCAGCAAGAAGAAUACAACAGUUUAUAUAGGAUAGGAGCAUGGUAAAGCAUUCUACAAUAUGAUUGGUUCUUCAUAUGCCAAACCCUCAUGUUACUAGUUAAAGCAAGAUCUGCCCAAAUCAUGUGUUUAUUAGUUUGUUGGUUACUCAAUAUCAUGGGGCUAUUAUAUUUAGAUGGUUGUCUAGCUAUCCCUAAGUGUCAUUUCCACUUUUCUUAUUUUUGGACAUGAUUCAGAAACACACUGACCCAAGGCCCAAGGUUUGAGAACAUUUAAGUUUCAAAAGCAUAUAAAUGUUAUUCCUGCAAGGAGACUGUGUCUGCUAGUUAUGAUUAAAAAAUUCCAUCACACCAAACCUGUACACACACCUUCCUUCCCCGCACUUGGAUGUUCUCAAUUUGCCCCAAAUAGAUAUCUGCCAAGUUACUAAUACACACAACACAGAAAAUGCAAAUUUCUUAAUUGUUUACACAGCUAUCUCAAUUACAAAAACUAUAAAAAUAGAAAAGAAAAACAACAACAACAACAACAACAACAAAAGAGGAAGAGGAUAGAGGAAGGGUAAUAUUGAGAGGGAGAGGAACAGUGGAAGAGGUAGAAAGAGAUGAGGGGAAAGGAAUAGAUUGUACAGGGGCUUGUACCAUGAAGCCGGAUUCACUGGCUAACCAGGUAAGUUUCAGAUUAGUUUGCACCAGUCCUGGGUUUUAUUAUCAAGCAACUAUAUAAACUAACUUCACAAGUUUCACUUGCACUGAUAGAGCAAGAUCAUUUCUUUUAUUUUUCCUCUUUCAUGGACAAGUAUUUUCUUUAGUGUAAAUGCGUUUAAAUUCUUCAUUUUCUUCAAUCUCUUAACCUUCAGCAAAAGAGUUUUGAAUCACGCUGGCUCUCUCACGAGAAGUGAAUCAGAGUUUCUCUCUGUUGCAAGGCAUGUGAUUAGCUGUUCACCACUGAUGUCACGCAUUCAUGUGCACACGCUCCACAAACCCAGGAUCAAAGCCUGAGUUGACAAAGAAAGUUGAUGAUCGGCAUCAUGGUACCAACAAAGCCGGAUUGGAGUGGUUUGGUUUUGUCAACUCGAAACUAAUCCUAUAACCCUGAGUUUGUUCAACUACCAUCAUGGUACAGGCCCCAGGAAGAGGAGAUGGACCAAGAAGAGCUGAGGAUGUAGGAGAAGCAAGAAAAGCUGAGGAUGUAGGAAGAGGAGAAGAGGGAGGAGUAGAGGGAGAACAGAUAGUAGAGUGGAGGGCAAUGUGGAAAGAACAAGAGAAGAAAAUAUAAGACAUGGACAAAGGGUAAAGGGAAAGAAAGGUGUAAGAGGAGGGAUGAGAGGUAGAAGGAUAGGGUACAGACAGGUUUCAAAUGAAAUCAGAGCCACCCUAAUUGACCAUGUCAUGAAUUAUGGUCUUUGAGAGAAGCUGGAGAGAGUUCAGACCAAUAUAAACAUUGUACCACAGUCAAUGUCCCUGGACGAGUGCUGCAAUCCAUUGGUGUCCACUGGGCUGCACAACACAGAAAGGCUCCUAAAUUUUUAAACUCACUCAAUGAAAUCCACUUUCCGCAUGGUUAUCUGGAGCAAACUGAGCGAAAUUGCGUAUAGUUGUGUGAGACAAUGUUCAAUUUCACCAUUCAGCACUGGUGCAAGAGUGGUUUGAGCAUCACCCACAUUUCAGGAUGGUGUUCCUUCCAGCAAAUUCUUCUCUUGGAGAUGGAAAGUAUAUAAUCGCAACCCCUACAACCAUGUAAGUCUUCUUCAAGUGAUGGAAGAGGCUUGUGGAGAAGUUGAGGCACAAGGAUGGAUACAGCAUUCAUUGCUUUUUUCCCCACAAUGCAUGAUUCGUGAAAAUAUAUGCUGUGAUGUUGAUGAAAUUCUUUGACCAUACUGAAGCCACAUUUUCAAAUCUCUUCACACAUUCAGCGAAACAGAAGUCUUUGCGGACCAAACUGUGAAAAAUUUUUCAUUGCUUUCACACAAAAUGCAUUCAGUGACAACAUUUUCCAAAAUCCAUGAACACUUUUGUCAUUCAUACUUCACUAUCUGCAAAACACUAUAUAUUUGCAGCACAUUUAUCGAAUGCUAACACACUGCUUUCAAACUGAUCUGCACAUUCAAACCAGAAUGAUGGCAAACUCUGUGCAUUUCUGCAGGAAUUAUGUUGAAAUAUAAAAUCUUAGCAGAAUAUUUUCAAUGAAAUUAAAUAAUAAUUAUUCCAAAAACAAAUAGUUACGAUUUCAGCUGAAAGCAGACCCAGGUGUCCUAUUUCUAGUCUCUAUUACAGUAGUACAUUUUUUCAGGCAUCUUUUAGUAAAUCUUCAGAAGGACUUUGUUUGGAAACAUGGAUCAAGGAAGCCACAUUGGUGGGGAAAGAAGAGUGUUAGAGAGAGGGAGGACUAGAACCCUCACAGUACUGUACAUCCAUCCAUUUUCCAAACCACUUGUCCUAUAGGGUCGUGGGGAGGCCGGAGCCUUUCCCAGCGUCUCCGGUCGUCGGCAGGAAAACACCCUGGCAUUAAAUGACAACGCAAAAUGGUCUUACCUUUCUGUCACCAGCAGAUGGCUGGUCCAUCACAGGGAUGACACACUUGCACCCAUUCAUAUUCACACUCACACCUACAGGCAAACUUACAUUCUUCAAUUCACCUGUCCUGUAUGUGUCUGGAUUGUGGGCGAGACCCAGAGGAAACCAAUGUCAAUAUGGACAGAACAUACAAACUCCACACAGAAAGGCCUUCUGGCACAUAUGUCAUAUGUCAUUACAUGUUGUUGAUGUUUUUUUGUUUGUUUGUUUGUUUGUUUGUUUUUAUUUUGUUUUUUUUAUUUCAACUUUUUAUUUUUUGCAAGUAAAUUUCUAUGUAAAGAUAUAGAAAAAAAAUUGCUGCAUUUCUCAUUCAUUCUUUGUGCAGUAAUACAGUCAGUAAAAGAAACGAUGUUAUUCUUCUCCUAUAAUGAAAUAAUGAUUUAUGUGAAAAAUCAUUCAAACUUAAAAGAUCAAAUUUGAUCAUUUACGUAAUGUUCCCUGUUAGUGUUUUUUAGAUCAGUGUGUUAUGAAUGACAUGUAUUUUUUCUGAAUUAGAAUUGUUGCCAGUGUUAUGGUGGAACGAGCUUAUUUUGAGACAUAUAUGAAGUGUUUUGUUGGUCAGAGUGAGUUUUGGAGGUGAGAUUAAUUGUUUGGCCAAGAUUCAUGUUGGCAACCCUAUGAAGAGUUUUAAAAAUGUGGCUUCAGUAUUGAACAAUGCUUGUUAGCAAUUGGAAAAAACCACAACAACAACAAAAAAACUGUAAAUAAUAAUUUUUAUCCAAAAACAACUAAUUACAAUUUCAGCUGAAAGACAACCCAUGUCUUAUUUUAGUCUCUCUUACAGUAGUUAAUUUUUUUUAAGUAAUUUUUUUGGUAAAUUGGGGGAUUGGCUUCAGAAUGAUUAUUAUUUAUUUUUUUUUUUGGAAACAUGGAUCAAGGAAGACACAGUGGUGGGGAAAGAACAGUGGCAGAGAAAGGGAGGACUAGAACCCUCACAGUACUAUACAUCCAUCCAUCCAUUCCAUCCAUUUUCCAAAGAGCUUGUUCUAUGUAGGGCCGUGGGGAGGCUGGAGUCUUUCCCAGCGUCUCGGGUCAUAGGCAGGAAAACACCCUUGACAGAUGGCCAGUCCACCACAGACAAACACUUAUGGGCAAACUUACAGUAUCCAAUUCACCUGUCCUAUAUGUGUUUGGACUGUGGGCUAAACCCAUGGGUAAACCCUCUGCAGAGGAAACCAACGUCAAGAUGGAGAAAACAUACAAACUCCAAACAGAAAGGCCUCCUGGCACACCUGGGACUCCAAUACUGCACAUACGUCAUUAUACUAUACUUGUUUUUGAUAGUUCUUUGUUUGUUUGUUUGUUUUUGUAAUUAUUGCUUCAGGAUUUUUUUGUUGUUUGAACUUUUUAAAGUAAAUUACUGUGUAAAGAUACAGAAAAAAAACUAAUUACUGCAUUUCUCAUUUAUUCUUUAUGCUGUAAUACAGACAGUACCAUGAAAAGAUCUUAUUCUAUAAUGAAAUACUGAUUUAUGUGAAAAUCAUUUAAACUUCAAAGAUCAAAGUUCAUCAUUUAUGUAAUGCUCCCUGUUGUUAGGGUUUUUUUUUUUUUUGUUUUGGUCAGUGUGUUAUGAAUGACUGAGAAUUGUUGCCAGUGUUAUGGUGGAAUGAACUUAGGCCUAUCUUGAGACAUAUAUGAAGUGUUUUGUUGGUCAGGGUGAGUUUUGGAGGUAAGAUUAACUGUUUGGCCAAGAUUCAUCUUGGUAAUGCAGACUGUAUGAAGAGUUUUGAAAAUGUGGCUUCAGUAUUGAACAAUGCUUGUUAGCAACGGAACAAAAACUGUAAAAAAAACAAACAAAAACAAAACAAAACAAGAAAAACAUGUAAUUUCAUUCAUGUAUUUGUGUAUCUACAGCUGAAUUUGUUAUCAAAUCAAUUGCAUUUGCAUUACUAGAAUAAAAUGCAGUGCUUCAUUAUGCAGUGAAUACUAAACUGUUUUGCCAACAUAAGAGUGUGUUUAGUUUGCUGUGUUAAUUGUUUUGAGAGCAACUAUAUUCAUUUGGAGAAAUGUGUCAAAUCGUUUGAGAAAAACUGUAAAUUGAAUGUUCGAACCAGGAUAAAUGCAUUGCAGCAUUGCUAAAGUAGGCUACACACGCAUUAAUGAGAAUUUGGCGGGACAAUUGUGCUUAAUUGUCAGAAGAAUAAUGUAACAAUCCCAAAAAUCUUUAUGGUCCUAUACAGGCUUUUCUUUAGUUUUCUUUAUAAUGUUGUUUCGUAUUUUUAUUUUUAUUUGGAUUUUGGAAUGAAAUGUUACCUGGACAUGUUUUCGUUAUAGUCAUGAAUGUUGAAUGUUGUCUGUUCUGUAGUCAGUCGAGAGCACCAUCGGGCGCCAGAGGAACAGUUGGACACCUGUCGCUCACCCACCCCUCCCUCUCCCUCUCCAUGCUCUAUUCUAUUCAGCCCUGACUGCCGGCGUGCAGCUGCCAACUGACGGCAUUAGGUUACACCCGCACGACCCCUCGACCUGUGAGCACAACUCAAUUUUGAACAGAUUUCUCAUGAUCUUAAAAACCUUUUUAUCUGAAGUCUUGUGCAUAAAAUAUGAAUUGUGCUUCCUUUAAUAUGAACUUUGUUUUCAUUUUCUAAACUAAAACAAUUCAAUUAUUAGCCUAUUAUUUAAACAAAUGAGUUGAACUAUGUUUGAAGGAAACUCAGCCAACAAGUGCCCAGCAUAUUGAGAACUUUUAAAAAAGGUUUUCAGGAAAAUAAAGGAAGAGUGUGUGUGUGUGUAUAAAAUGUGGUGCGUGCAAUACACAUAUAAUGGAUACAUAUAGGCUAUAUAAUGGAUUAAUUGUAUCCUACAGUCAUGUUAACAAGACUCAUAUAAGCGUUUGCUGAAGAGAAAAUAUAGCCUACCUAUAAACAUAAACAAAAAGAAUUAAAUUCGGCAGCUUCGCUUAUGUGUGUUCUCGGAGACAGAGACAAAAGCGCGCGCGCCGAUUGGCUGGUGCGAGCACGCGAAUGUUUCAUUCAUAUGCAAAUGAGCUACUAUAAAACCCUUACUCUAGCUUCACAUCGAUAAUAUACCAGUCUCGUUUGAUUCAUACACAAAACACAAUAAAGGAGAUCAAAUAUUGUAUCUUUAGGCUACUCUGCUUUAUUUUACGGACCGAACGGUUCCGGACGGCGGAGCACUGACCAAGCACCUGGUUGGAAUGGCCCCCGCGGCUAGACUCAGAAACGAUUUCGGGGUGGAGGAGGACGAAUUUUAUGCCACAAAAGGUGACAGAAAGACGCGAAAACCUAUAGUAGAGAAAAAGAGGCGAGCGCGCAUUAAUGAAAGCCUGCAGGAUCUCAGGGCACUGCUCACAGAUAACGAUUUGCACACAAAGAUGGAGAACGCAGAGGUUCUUGAACUAACAGUGAAACGAGUCGAGAACAUCCUACAGAACCGUUCUCAGGAGGCUAAAGCUGUGAGUCAAGAGGCCAGUGAGAGAUUCGCAGCAGGUUACAUCCAGUGCAUGCAUGAGGUGCACACCUUCGUGUCCACAUGCCCGGGGAUCGAUGCCAUGGUGGCUGCAGAGCUGCUCAACCACCUGCUAGAGUGCAUGCCAUUAAAUGAGGAUCACCUUCAGGAGAUGAUCAUGGAUCUCAUAUCAGAGCCUUCCCCCUCCAGUGGAUCAUGGCCAGCCAGAGAGGCGCUGAGUCCAGGAGGCCGCAGUGUGUCCGACCUGUCCUCAGCAUUGUCCCCAUCCCCGUCCAACCCUUCCAGUGAGGAUCUGUGCUCCGACCUGGAGGAGACAGAGACCGAAGCAAGCUCAUCAUCAGCUGAGGACAGCCUGAACUCCUCCAUCAUCACACACUCUAAGUUUAUGUGGAGGCCAUGGUAGAAGCACUUCUUGACAGACCAUAAAUCUAACUUCAUAAUCCACCUAAUCCUGUAUUGGAGCAUGCUGGAAUUCUUUUGUCAUGAUGCAGAUUCUCAUGAGGAAAUGGCUAGAGGUUUUUAUAGAGGAUUUAUAUACACACAUGCAGGUUGAUAUGGCGGGAUAUUUCCAUACAUUUCAUACGGAACAGUUUGGAAUACAGGGCGAUAUUUUCGGAUGUUUUUCAAACUUGAGUUUUUCUUCAGAAACAAGAUGACUAUAAAAGCCUUUUUAGAAGUGAAUUUUUAGACUGAAUUGCCUUAAGAACCGUAAUGACUUAAAUAGAGACAAAUGAGAAAAUGCUUUGUUUUAGUAGGGAGAAAGAUUUGUUUUGUUUUUGUAGACCUAGUUAAAAACAAUAAAAGUCACAUUUAGAGACUGUUGAGUAGAUUAAGUCUAUGGCCCUGUGUAGUAGUCAUACAGUAUGUUUUUAAUAUCGAUUAUGUGCUUUAGGGAUUAUAAAUAACAAAAAAUAUAAUUUAAUUGUACUAUAAUUGUCAGUUCAUGGUUUUUAGAUCAUAGUAUUGCAGAACUGCCGCAUCUGGGUUGUAAAUGUAAAAUGUGAUACUUUACUAGUUACUUGAAAAAAGUAUCUGAUUACGUAAUUUGCGUUACUUGUAAUGCGUUAUCCCCAACACUGUUCAUUGGGCCAUAGAGGGUCAAUAAAAUGCUUCAAAUAUUUAUGUAUACCAGUGACUUACAGUGAGAUGUGAUCAGUAAGAUUGCAGAUAAAGUGCUGAGAUUCUUAAUGGUUUCCUAAGUCGAAGAAACUAGAGGAAGUCCAGAACAUUUUAAUAAUCCUUAGAGUUCAGAGAAUGGAUAACAUUGAAAAGAGAUUUUAAUUGUUACAGAAUUCAUUGUAAUUUAAUUCAUUUAAAACAAAAAUAAAGCUCAUUCACCAUUUGAAGAAGCAAUCGGAUGCAUUAACAGAUGUUUAAGAAUAAAUUGAGUCGGGUGAGGGGUCAGUUAACUGUGUGUCUGUUGAGAGAACAGAUGGUGAUGAAAACAGAUCCCUUGAGACCAAGCAGUUUUAUGUGGGAUGCAUAUACUUAACCUCUAAACUAUUUAUUUAAUUGUUAUUUUUAUGACAAUUAUAAAGUGGUGUUGCUUCAUGCACUAACAAUCCGUCAAAUGGUAAACGGAAUGGAACCAUGGAUGCCAACAUUUCCCCUUAAAACAUAUUACCAAUUUUAUUUUAGAUCAAUAGAUUAUUUGGUUGUCACAGGCUUUUAUGUGGUUAUCCUUAAUCAAUUAAAACUGCUGACAGAGAACUAGAAGUAUCUUUUUAUUACAAAGUAGGAAUAAUGAGACAUGUUUGUUUAACUACAUUUAUGAAAAAUGAAAGAUGAAAAAACAGCCACAAACCUAAUGACAUGCUCAUAAAAACUAUCAAACAAAUUUGAAUAAACUAAUGUUCAUUGACUGCAACUGUUUAAGCAGUCGUCACAUCCUUAUGGCUCUUUUUCAGCUUGUCGCACAGUCAUUUGCUUCAAUACUUCACUAAUCAGAAACUGAGAUGUAGAGAGCCAGUUCCAGUAUUCAAACUUCAGCACUAUGGCCACGAAGUACACUCGACGGUACUUGAAAUGUCAGAGAAUAGAAGCAGAGUUUUUCAGGUGCAGGUGCUCAGACAGUUUACAGGAUUUCUGUCACUGGUUCACUGUUGGACAACUGCAGUGUGAACAGAACAUUUGUAUAGCCAAACGACAAAAGAAGAGAUGAAAGGUAGAAAUUUAAAUUUCUUGGACAAUUUCUUUAUGACCUACAAAACAUGUCUACAAAAAUAUUAGUUCCCAUAAUUGCACGUCCCUGAACACCCACAACAAAGACUUCCUGUGCAUGUUCACAAAAAGACACGAGCGCCCUGUAAGUGGAAUAGACUGGUCAUGUAUAUUGUUGGCAGCAGCUUAUUUGGCUGGAAUGGUCCCCAAACUCACAGUAUGGUGGUGUUUCAUUUCCUGGUUUUGAUUACUGGCUUGAUGCAUGACAAUACAUUAGUAUUGGCCCAUAUACUGUUGUGUUCAUAAUAAGUCUGUUACUCUUUUUCAUUUAUAAACACUAUAGAAUAAAUGCUCUACACCUCAUUCCAAUGUCAGCUGGUACAAACGUAGUCUGGUAAUAUGCGUAUGUUCUGAUAUGUGCACAGAGCAUCAUUCCACAGAGGAAAACAUUACUGUAGCUACAUAUUAAAACAGUACAAGAGAACUGGAGAAAACUAUAAAGAGACAGAACCACAGAGUGUGCUCAGAGGGUCAUGUGACAGUAGUUCCAGCCAAUCAGAGUGCACACUUGAACAGCAUCUUUGGGUUAAACAGUCAGCUAUCUGGCAUACUUUUGUCUUUACACACACAUACAC